Molecule: messenger RNA, 774 nt
Organism: Spodoptera frugiperda (fall armyworm)
Lineage: Eukaryota; Metazoa; Arthropoda; Insecta; Lepidoptera; Noctuidae
Gene: blp
Product: mitochondrial import inner membrane translocase subunit Tim16
Exons: 1
Coding region: 95-484 (129 amino acids)
Biological process (GO): protein import into mitochondrial matrix
Cellular component (GO): TIM23 mitochondrial import inner membrane translocase complex
Source: RefSeq, a predicted model, not a curated record
UCUUUUAACAUUGACAUGACCAGCAGAGACAGAGAAACCUGACAUUUAUUUUGCUAGUAAUGUCAAUAGUUAUUUCAUCAAUAGGAGAGAAAACAUGGCUAAAUAUAUCGCGCAAAUUAUAGUCCUGGGUGCCCAGGUAGUGGGAAGAGCUUUUGCAAGAGCGCUUAAACAAGAAAUAGCUGCUUCACAAGAGGCUGCUAAACGAGCUGGUGGUGGAGCUGAAGGUACCAGGAGAGCGGCUGCAAAUGCUUCGACAGGUCUCACAUUAGAAGAAGCAAUGCAAAUACUAAACGUAGAUAAAUUGGACAAGGAAAAAAUUGGUAAAAAUUACGAACACCUAUUUCAAGCCAAUGAGAAAGCAAAAGGUGGGUCUUUUUAUUUGCAAUCAAAAAUUGUAAGAGCUAAGGAAAGGAUAGACGCUGAAUUUAAACAGGCGAAACAAGAACAGAAGGAAGCACCGAGCCAACAGAAGGAUACAUCAUGAAACCUAGUUAGUUUAUUUGGAAUAGACCUGUUAUUUUAAUGUUGUAGAUAUUGUUUUAGUCAAACAGUCUUCAGUUUUGUAAAAUAUUUAUUGCGUAGAAAAUGGAUACCACAAUAGUGACUAGAAUACAUCAGUCUUCAUAACAUACAUUGUUAUUUACGCAUGAUAAAAAAAGACAAAAAAAUUGUAAAAAAUAAAAUUCCAUAAAACAAUGUCACAAUAUAAAACCUAAAUGCUGAUGCAUUGUCCUAUAAUAAUUAGAAAUCAAUAAAUAUUUGUUAUGCAAAACA